Molecule: messenger RNA, 1676 nt
Organism: Raphanus sativus (radish)
Lineage: Eukaryota; Viridiplantae; Streptophyta; Magnoliopsida; Brassicales; Brassicaceae
Product: delta(8)-fatty-acid desaturase 1
Biological process (GO): lipid metabolic process
Cellular component (GO): membrane
Molecular function (GO): oxidoreductase activity, acting on paired donors, with oxidation of a pair of donors resulting in the reduction of molecular oxygen to two molecules of water
Source: RefSeq, a predicted model, not a curated record
CGAAGCAUAAAAAGACCAGCAGCGCAGAGAGAGAAGGAUUCGAUUCCAUUCGAUUCAAAUUCGGAGUCACCGGAGAGAGAUCCCUCCCCUGUCUCUCCCUCUCUCUCUGUUCUUAUCUCCGAUCUCAUCAAUGGCGGAACAGACGGAGAAAAAGUACAUUACAAAAGAAGAUCUAAGCAAACACAACAAACCCGGAGAUCUCUGGAUCGCGAUCCAAGGCAAAGUCUACGACGUCUCCGACUGGAUCAAAUCCCAUCCCGGCGGCGAAGCCUUGAUCCUCAACCUCGCCGGCCAAGACGUCACCGACGCCUUCAUCGCAUUCCACCCCGGGACCGCGUGGCACCACCUCAACAGCCUCUUCACCGGCUACCACAUCGGAGACUCCCAGGUCUCCGAGAUCUCCCGCGACUACCGCCGCCUAGCCGCCGAGUUCCAACUCGGCCUCUUCGAGAAGAAAGAACACGUCACGCUCUACACCUUAACCUUCGUCGCCGCCCUGUUCGCCGCCGUGCUCUACGGCGUUCUGGCUUGCACCUCCGUCGUCGCCCACCAGAUCGCCGCCGCGCUGCUCGGUCUCCUCUGGAUGCAGAGCGCUUACAUCGGCCACGACUCGGGGCAUUACGUCAUCAUGAAGAACAAGUCGUACAACAAGUUCGCUCAGCUCCUCUCCGGCAACUGCAUCACCGGGAUCUCCAUCGCCUGGUGGAAGUGGACCCACAACGCUCACCACCUCUCUUGCAACAGCCUCGAUUACGACCCCGACGUGCAGCACAUCCCCGUCUUCGCCCUCUCCUCCAAGUUCUUCAGCUCCAUGACGUCACGUUUCUACGAUCGGAAGCUCACGUUCGACCCGCUCGCGAGGUUCCUCGUAAGCUACCAGCACUUUACUUAUUACCCGGUCAUGUGCUUCGGUAGGAUCAACCUUUUUAUCCAAACGUUCCUUCUCCUCUUCUCGAAGCGUGAGUUCCCUGACCGUGCUCUCAACUUAGCCGGAAUCUUGGUGUUCUGGACGUGGUUCCCGCUCUUGGUCUCUUGUCUACCAACUUGGCCUGAGAGAUUCUUCUUCGUUUUGACGAGCUUCACGGUCACGGCCCUUCAGCAUAUUCAAUUCACGCUUAACCAUUUUGCGGCUGAUGUCUACAUGGGUCCACCUACGGGUAACGACUGGUUCGAGAAGCAAACAGCUGGGACGCUGGAUAUCUCGUGUACUUCCUACAUGGAUUGGUUCUUUGGUGGGUUGCAGUUUCAGCUAGAGCACCAUUUGUUCCCUAGGCUGCCACGUUGUCAUCUAAGGAGAGUGUCUCCUGUGGUUCAAGAGCUUUGUAAGAAGCAUAACCUUCAGUAUAGGAGUCUCUCCUGGUGGGAGGCUAAUGUGUGGACCAUUAGGACUUUGAAGAAAGCUGCUUAUCAAGCUAGAGAUGCGGCUAAUCCUGUGGUUAAGAACUUGGUCUGGGAAGCUUUGAAUACUCAUGGCUAAGUUGACUUCAAAAUCAAACAAACAGCUCUUGUUUUGUUUUGAUCAUAUUAUCAUCAUGUGUUUUAUUUAUAUUUUUCUUUUGUAUCUUUUAACAACUCGUGUUGUUUCUAUGGAAGAGCUGUUUUAGAUUGAGUUGAAUCGAGAUUUAAUUUAUUUUACAUAACUCUUCGUAUUAUAUAUAUUGUUAUUUGUCUGUUCA